This is a messenger RNA of Glycine soja, 1336 nucleotides long. RefSeq names its product ethylene-responsive transcription factor ERN1-like. Gene Ontology annotation, molecular function: DNA-binding transcription factor activity; DNA binding. Bases 110 to 1120 code for a protein of 336 amino acids. The record is from RefSeq and is a predicted model, not a curated record. NCBI's taxonomy places the organism in Eukaryota, Viridiplantae, Streptophyta, Magnoliopsida, Fabales, Fabaceae. Gene Ontology annotation, biological process: regulation of DNA-templated transcription. The transcript has a single exon.
UGAUCUCAUCACAAACUUGCAAGAACAACAUGAAAAUUGAGGAACCAAACCAAACCAAAUCUAUCUUUGUGAGUUGUGAGAGCUAAGGAAGUUUUUCUGCUACUUUGUGAUGGAAAUUCAAUUCCAGCAUCCAAAGCAGCACUUGAGAGCAAACACACCAAAAGGAGGCAAAGUAUUCAAAGGGAGAAACAACAACAAAACCAAAAGCAAGUAUGUUGGGGUGAGGCAAAGAGCAUCAGGGAAAUGGGUUGCUGAGAUCAAAGACACAACACAAAAGAUAAGAAUGUGGCUUGGCACAUAUGAGACUGCAGAGGAAGCAGCCAGGGCUUAUGAUGAAGCUGCAUGCCUCCUUCGUGGAUCCAACACUCGCACCAACUUCAUCACACGUGUGUCCCUCGAUUCCCCUCUCGCUUCCAGGAUUCAGAAUCUUCUCAACAGCAGAAAUGGUACCAAAACCAAACAUCAAGAACAAGAUGUGGAAACUUGUCACACAAGGAUCAAGAGCAACCGACAAGAGUCGUCGGUUGCUCUAGCAGAAGGAACUUGUCCUCCACAACAUGGUGAAUUAAGAUUUGAAUCUUCGUUGGAAGACAUGUCCACGUUUAGUAUCCCACCGUAUAUUGAUCAGGAUUGUCUCCAAAAGAAAAUACUUGUGAAAAACGAGAAAAGAAGAAGGGUCAACAGCACCACUAGUACUGCAAGUGCUAGUACUAGUAAUAGUACUAAUUCAAGCAAUAAUAGUGACACAUGUGAGAACUCACUUUCUAGUGAGACAACACAAAACACACAACAAUUUGAUGAUGAUGAUGAUGCUUAUAGGCCUGAUUUGAGCAAUUUCAUAGGGUCUGAGUCAGGUUCUCAGAACAAUCCUUCAUGGGGAUUUGAACCUUCUUCUUUUGUUCAUUUUCCAUUUAGCCAAGUAAUGGAUGUGGCAAACCUUCCUGAUAUAGCUGGCUUGGAGCUUCCAGAUUUUGAAAGGAUGAAAGUUGAAAGGCAAAUAUCAGCUUCACUUUAUGCAAUUAAUGGUGUGCAAGAGUACAUGGACACUGUCACUGUUCAAGACUCUAAUAAUAAUGUAGCUAUCUGGGAUUUUCCACCCUUGUGCUCAUUUUUGUGUUAAGCCUGAAGGUCUAAGUAUGAUCCAGCAAAUCUUUCUUCCAAUUUGUCUACAGUAUUUUUUGUUCUUCUUUUACUUUAUUUCUGUUUAAAAAUAGGAAAGAAAUAGAAUUCUGUUUAACUGCUUUCAAAUAUUAGCAGGAAGAUAUGUGAGUUGCAUUAGCUGCUUGAGGAAUCCCUUUUCAGUCAUUAUUAUGUAAGAAGUCAGAGCAUUCAUGUA